GAGACUUGGUUGGCGCCGCGACCUCAUGGACGAGAAGCAGCAGCUCUGCAGAGAAAGCCAAAUGGAUGUGUGAAUAUUUGUGUAUAUUUGUGCACCUCUGAAAACCACAAACUGCGUGCAUUUAAUAACGGUCCCGAUCUUCAUUUUUGAGCUGAAUUCGCGCCAUUAUGUGGAUCCAGGUUCGGACAAUAGACGGAAAAGAGACGCGGACCGUGGAGGAUCUUUCUCGAUUGACCAAAAUUGAGUUGUUACGGUUAAAAAUUCAAGAUAUCUUCAACGUGUCCCCGCAUCAACAGCGACUGUUCUACCGGGGGAAGCAGAUGGAAGAUGGCCAGACAUUGUUUGACUACAACGUCGGUCUAAAUGACAUCGUCCAGCUCCUGAUCCGGACACAGUCUGACACUGCAGACAGCCCCGAUGUCAAGAACUCUCUGGGGGACAUCGCAGCCUCAGCCAGUGCCAUCGCUCUGAAAACCAGUGAGGACAAUAAUGGAGACGUCAAACCAAACACGAGCGAGCAAGGAAGUACCAAAAAUGGAUUUAAAUCAGACCCGGCGCAGGACCAGCAGCCGCCCUCCUCCAGCCGCUGCAUGCUCAUUAAUGCAGGGAUUGGAUGUUAUAAGAUUAAUGAACUGGUGGACUGCAGAGACAUCAGCAUCGGCGCUUGGUUUGAAGCUUGUAUUGAAAAUGUGACACUUGCUCCUGCCAAACCAAAGGUGGGCCGGCCCUCAAAAAGGACUAACGGAAAGCUGGAGGCUGAGCUGGGCCAAGGCCAAAGCACUGACUCUAAUAGGAAUAACAAUGGUUUAAACACCGAGAGCAACGGAGCCACUACCUCCCAGAACGACUCUCCGGUCAUAGAGGCCAGGCAGGACGUCAUUUACCACAUUAAAUAUGAAGAUUACCCAGAAAAUGGUGUGGUUGAAAUGAUCCCGUGCAAUGUGCGACCUCGCGCUCGGACUUUACUGCGAUGGGAUCAGCUUCAAGAAGGCAUGAUUGUGAUGGUCAACUACAACAUGGAGACUCCAGAGGAGAGGGGCUUCUGGUUUGACGCGGAAAUUCAGGCCCUCAACCAAACAUCUCGAACAAACAAAGAGCUGCGAGUCAAGAUCCUUAUUGGAGGCCCGGGCGAUGUCGUUGAGGACUGCAAGGUUCACUUCCUGGAUGAAAUCUACCAAGUGGAGAAACCGGGUGCUCGUGCCCUUUCGUCUGCAGAUGGACCGUUUAAGCGUAAAAGCGGACCGGAGUGUAAGCACUGCAAGGCCGAUCCUGACGCCGAGUGCCGCUUCUGUUCCUGCUGCGUUUGCGGUGGGAAGCAGGACGCUCACAUGCAGCUUCUGUGUGACGAGUGCAACAUGGCCUUUCAUAUCUACUGCUUAAACCCGCCACUGUCCACAAUCCCCGAUGACGAGGACUGGUACUGCCCCACUUGUAAGAACGACACAAAUGAGGUUGUAAAAGCAGGGGAAAAACUGAAAACCAGCAAGAAGAGAGCGAAAAUGCCUUCAGCAACUACGGAAAGUCAAAGGGACUGGGGGAAGGGCAUGGCUUGCGUGGGGCGAACUAAGGAGUGUACGAUUGUUCCGCCAACUCACUAUGGACCCGUGCCUGGAAUUCCUGUUGGAACGACUUGGAAGUUCAGAGUACAGGUCAGUGAAGCAGGCGUUCACAGACCUCACGUCGGAGGGAUCCACGGGCGCGUUCACGAUGGCGCCUACUCGUUGGUACUGGCUGGAGGAUUUGAAGAUGAAGUGGAUCGAGGAGACGAGUUCACGUACACGGGCAGCGGCGGACGGGACCUGUCGGGAAACAAGAGGAUCGGGGAGCAUUCUUUUGACCAGACGCUUACGCAUAUGAACAGGGCUCUGGCCUCAAACUGUGACGCUCCUUUGGAUGACAAAGUCGGGGCAGAGUCCAAGAAUUGGCGAGCUGGAAAACCAGUGCGAGUUGUCCGCAGCUCAAAGGGUCGACGCAUCAGUCAGUACGCUCCUGAAGAAGGAAACCGAUAUGACGGCAUUUAUAAGGUGGUAAAAUACUGGCCUGAAGUUGGGAAAUGUGGUUAUCUCGUCUGGCGGUAUCUGUUAAGACGCGACGACCAGGAGCCCGCCCCAUGGACACCAGAAGGUCUCGAGAGAAGCAAGAAGCUUGGGCUCACGGUGCAGUAUCCUCCUGGAUACCAGGCAGCCAUGGCUAACAAAACCCGAAAAGAGGCCAUUGCCAGACCUGGUCAGGGCGGGAAAAACAACAGACGCUAUUCUGGAAGAGGCCGGGGAAGGAGACGACGCUCCUUCAAGAAGAAACAGGAGGAUGAUGAUGAAGAGGAUGAAGAACAGUUGAUUGCAUGUUUGGAUGAUGAUGAAUUGCAAAGCAAUGGAGAUGAGCAGGAGGCAGAAGAUGGCGAUUUGUCUUCAUCAGAAGAGCCUCCUUCAAAACAGCUGAAGGUAGAAGAGGCUUUCCAACUGUCCGAACAGCAGAAAAGGUUAAUUCAGGAUGACGUCGCCAACAGAAGAUUAUGGGAUGAAGCCAUGGAGCAUCUCAAAGAAGGACCAAAAUUUCUGAGUAAACUGGAGCAGUCCUUCAUGUGCUUGUGCUGUCAAGAGUUGGCCUUCCAGCCCAUUACCACAGUCUGUUCACACAACGUCUGUAAGGCCUGCCUGCAGCGAUCGUUUCGAGCGCAGGUCUACACUUGUCCUGCUUGUCGUCAUGAUUUGGGGAAAGACUAUAACAUGUCCCAAAACCAGACGCUUCAGACUCUGCUUGAUCAAUUCUUUCCGGGCUACAGCAAAGGCCGAUAAAGUCAAUCAACCAGCACUUUGUACAUAACCCUUACAUAAGACCCUGUAUACUAUCAGUUACUAAAAGCUUCAGCUAAAAUGCUUUGCUUAUAUAUGAAGUACUUGGACUGUAAUUGUACAUAAAUCAUUUAUGUAUACAAUCAUUCAUACACAGACAACCUCAUGAGGGAGUGACUUUAUCUGUUAAUAUGGACGGUCUCCAUUAACGUCACCAGCCUGAUUUUUUUUUUACAAAGGACACUUUAAAACUCUACUUCUGCUGAUCUAAUGCACAUAAUUACGAGCGCACAAAAACUCCCACCACAGUAAAUCUGAACAGUUAAACCAAAUGUUUUAUUACUAAUCCUUUUUAUAUUGAAAUUGACAAAUAGGAUCCGUUUGCACCUUACCUGCCAAAAAGAUUAAAUACACCAACCUGCAUUUACUGUACCACACAUUUAACACGCUUUUCUAGACUACAUGUCCUUAGAUUAUACCACCAAUGAUUCUGCAAAGACAAACUGUAAAAUGUCAUUUUGAGGAGCUCCACUUCAGUCAUUUAGUUGUCCCUAGAGUUUAUAGCAUAGACUGUAUAAAGUAUAAAGUGUAACGUUAUAUAUACAGUCUAUGGUCUAUAGGCAAGGACAGUUCUGUUGAUACUUUUAUCUUAUGGAGUUUCCUUUUUCCUGUUGUUGCCAUUAGAUGAAAAAGCAGGUGACAUAAAAUAUGUAAAUUUUGUACAUAUUUCUAAAAGCUUCAUUUUUACCCUGAUCUAAAUUCCUGAUUCUUUAAGUCUAUAAUUAAUAUUUUCAUUGGAAAAUACAUCCCCGUAACUAGAUAAAUAAUCACCGUAGAGUUGGUAUGGUACAUUAAAUGCAUGGUCAUGAGAGCUAGAACAUAUGAAACACACAUGUAGCUGUCAAAAGCUGCCCAAAGUGCUUACACAAUCACGAACUAAAGCUCUUCAGUUUGAAAUAUUUAGAAUCAAAGAUGAUAAUUUAUUGGUGGGCUGUUCAUUUUUGUUCAUUCAAAAUGUUAAAUCAUUUGCCAUCAUCUAUUUUACGACUGUGAUGUGCGUACUUUUCAUACUUCUUUUGUUGGUAAAUCUUGUUGAGAUUGUUCAUUUUUUACUAGUUGUAUCCUGUCCUCUGCUUACAGUGAAUCUGCCGUAUUUACAGAUGUCUCGUAGAUACUUUUGCUUCUGAGCUGUGUUUUCAAUUGCACAAACAUUUCUGAAAAAGUCAUCUAUAUUUUUAAAGUUCUUAAUCUUACGUCUUUAUGCUGUUUUCAUGUAGGUGUCUUUGUUCAGCACAUUUUCUGUCACUUUUGGAAGUUAUGAGCUGAACUUAAAGUUUUCACAUUGUCGAUCAUAAAAAUAUAACUCUGGAUUCUGAACAUUGUUCUUUACCACAGCCGUUUAUCCACUACAGUAAAAUCAGCUUCAGUCCUCAUCAAAUAUGUCAAAUGUUGAAUAAUUAUCAGGAUUUGACCAUAGCUGAGUUUGUAAACAUGAUUUUCACAGGUGCAUGUGUUGUAUAUUUCUUAGGUUUAUUGGUGGAACAUUUGGACUUUGGGGUGUUUUUAUGUGGCAUCGGAUUAGUUUUACUCACUUUUUUCCUCUUCUGCUAUGAACUUCAAUAUACUUCUCCGUUCACUUAAUUACUUUACUUUUGUAUGACUUUAAUUUUGUAUAGCAAAUUAAACUGUACCUUUACAUAUUCUUCCCAUUGAUUGAUGAAGCCUUGUGAUUGCCAUUCACAUUUUGCAUUUCUGACCAAGUAUGACUUCAAUUAUAAAUAUAUAUUGAGAUUUGAUGGGCCCUACAAAAACUAAAUGACUGAUAUUUAUAAUCAACACUGAAAAUUACAAAAACAAAAAAAAGCAUUUUAUAUUUUUGUUCAGGACUGAAGUUGAUCUGUAUUUGGCCCAAAUUUGAGAUGAGCAUCUGUAAAUUGACUUUGGGAUUUACAUUAUGUCCUUAAGGCCCUAAAUUGUAUAGUAAAUGUCUUAACUGUUGUUCAAAGUGUUAUUUUAUUUACAUGUAUGGUUCAAAUCAUCAGAUUUUUUAUAAUCUGUUUUACUGGGACCAUAAAAUGUGACAUGUGGAG
Periophthalmus magnuspinnatus is the source of this 4882-nucleotide messenger RNA. RefSeq names its product E3 ubiquitin-protein ligase UHRF2-like. The record is from RefSeq and is a predicted model, not a curated record. The transcript has 16 exons. Bases 168 to 2795 code for a protein of 875 amino acids. NCBI's taxonomy places the organism in Eukaryota, Metazoa, Chordata, Actinopteri, Gobiiformes, Gobiidae. Gene Ontology annotation, molecular function: ubiquitin protein ligase activity; protein binding. Gene Ontology annotation, biological process: negative regulation of gene expression via chromosomal CpG island methylation; protein ubiquitination.